This is a messenger RNA of Hevea brasiliensis (rubber tree), 1941 nucleotides long. Its product is annotated as RHOMBOID-like protein 9, chloroplastic. Bases 336 to 1817 code for a protein of 493 amino acids. Gene Ontology annotation, cellular component: membrane. NCBI's taxonomy places the organism in Eukaryota, Viridiplantae, Streptophyta, Magnoliopsida, Malpighiales, Euphorbiaceae. Gene Ontology annotation, molecular function: serine-type endopeptidase activity. The transcript has 7 exons. The record is from RefSeq and is a predicted model, not a curated record.
UUUCAUUUUGUGUUAUCUUUGUUUUGCUAUGUAUCUCACUGGGAUUGAUUCUCUGCCAUGUUCUUCUCAAAGCAAGAAAAGAAAGAACUGUAAUUUUGAAUUUAUUGUUUAGGUUUUUGUUUUCUGUGUUUUAUCUGUUUUGUUCAUUGAUUCUCUGUACGAUGUGAAAAUAUAAUUUCACAUAAGCCAGUCCUUGUGUUUGUAUCAGUUAAAUGCAUUUCUUUUCCCUUUUCCUUGAAACCUCUUAUGCAGGGCACAAAAGUGAAGAAAUGGAUGUUCAAAGUUUGUGCUAAAAUCAUCUGGGCUUAUGUUUGUUUUCAGUAAUUUUUGUUUUCAUGGCUGUAGUUCUAGUAUGCUGUAAAAUGCCUUAUAAAGAUCAUGUUAUCCCACCUCAAAAUUCAGUAAGACAGCAUGAAAGAGGUCUCACUUGUGUAUGUUAUGCCUUUCCACAAGGGUGUAUUUCCAGUAAUGCACGCAAGCGGUGGCAAGUCCUCUAUGUGUAUCCUACUGCUGAUAUUUUAAUGAAAACAAAGACAAGAGGGGAAGUGAAUUCCACUAAAGGAGCAAUUCUCAACCAAGGUGCUCUGCAUUUCCAGGACAAGAUUGAAGGACUGGCCGUGCAUAGAGUCUGGAACGUAAAAGGAGAAGAUUAUGUGGCAUCACAUGUAUCAAGGACUAGUAAUAACGAGAAGCAACUGAGAUUGAUAGAUUCUUAUUUUGGAAAAAUCCAGGGCAAUGCAGCUGAGCCCUCUUCAGAUUCUUCUGAGGAGACAAUUGGGUUACCGGAUGAAAGCAGACAAAUCGAUUCAAAGGAGGAAUUGAAAACUCUAAAUUCAUAUAUUGGCAAACUUAAUAAAGAUGCAAAGUUAAAAAAUGAUGUGUCAUCUACUUUUGAUGGCCAAACUAUUGAGGAAAAUCCAGCAGAAAAAUCAUUUUCAGUUCAUGAAGAUUCUCUAAGAGGUUAUCAGGAGAAGACAAAAGGUUUCAUGAAGUUGAGGAAAAAGGAUAUAAAUAGUGGUUCUGGGAGAUCUCAAGCCUUGCAGCAAAAUGAUGAAACCUCGGAUCUGUACUUAAUAAGCAUUUUGGCUUCUAUAAACAUUGCAGUACUUCUGUUUGAAUUAGCCAGCCCAGUCAGAAAUUCUGAGUUUGAGCUCUUUUCUCUCCCAUUAUUGUAUGGAGCAAAGAUAAAUGAUUUGAUCUUGGUUGGAGAAUGGUGGAGACUAGUGACACCAAUGUUUCUGCACUCAGGGGUGUUUCAUGUGGCUCUUGGAUGUUGGUCACUUCUUACUUUUGGACCUCAAGUUUGCCGAGGUUAUGGUUCAUUUACGUUUUUCUUGAUAUACAUGCUUGGAGGAAUUUCUGGCAACCUGGCAAGCUAUCUUCAUACGCCACAGCCAACUGUUGGUGGAACGGGACCAAUUUUUUCCAUAAUUGGAGCAUGGCUUGUUUACCAAGUACAGAACAAAGGUGUAAUUGAUAAGGAUGUUGCAGAGAGUAUGUUCCAUAAGGCAAUAAUCACAACUGGCCUCAGCUUCAUAUUGAGCCAUUUCGGUCCAAUUGAUGACUGGACACAUUUAGGAGCAGCUUUAUCUGGUAUAGUGUAUGGCUUUUUCACAUGCCCUACACUACAAUUGGAUAAUGCAUCUUCAAGAACUGGCCAAGAUGAAGGCAUUGCGCUUGUUAGAAGAAAUGCAAAUCCUUGUAAAUCACUUGUCUUAUUCGCCAUCUUCAUUCUUUUCUUAGGUUCAUUACUUUUCUUUGUGGAACCUCCUCUAGACAGAGACAGUGUGGUGCCUGAUGACUUGGUAUGGUUUUGAAAACAUGCAAUGCCUUUGUGUAGGAUGCCUAUGUGCAAUUUCAAAUGGAGACAAGGACAAAUGUCUGUAUAUGUAGAAAUAGAAUAAUGUCUAACAAGCAUCAUUUUUUUUUGCUGCUUAUGAA